Molecule: messenger RNA, 6114 nt
Organism: Gambusia affinis (western mosquitofish)
Lineage: Eukaryota; Metazoa; Chordata; Actinopteri; Cyprinodontiformes; Poeciliidae
Exons: 4
Coding region: 49-852 (267 amino acids)
Cellular component (GO): trans-Golgi network
Source: RefSeq, a predicted model, not a curated record
UUCCUACAGUCACGAUGCAGUCAGCCUCCUGUGGACCGCCUCAGCAGCAUGACGCCUCCAGCAGGCCUUCUCUCUCUGUCUGUGUGUCUUGGCAUGCUUUCUUCUUCUCCUCUACCUCAUCUGAACCCUGCUGGUGAUCCAGGCUGCUUCAAGGUCAACAGCUGCAAAUGCAUCAUGAAGGACGGCAGUGGAGUGAUAAACCUGAGAGGCAUGGGAGACGCAGACGGUUUCUUGGGGCGUUUGAGGGCCGUCCCAGUGGACAACACGUCUGUGGACACGGAGAGCGUGUUUUCCUUCAGUCCCUGCCAGGUUUUCUCCCAGCCACAGGAUCUGGACCUGCCAGGAGGCGCCUGCUCCGGUGUUGCUGCCUGCCUCAUCGUCAGGUCCCCGGGGCCCAGGGGCCACAUCAGCCACUAUGUGAACUAUGGGAUGCACGAGGGCAAUGAGUUCCACUACAACCAGAGUCUGAAGACGCUGACCGUGUUUUACUUUGCUCAUGGGGAACAGCCAAUGACUGCAGCCCAUUACCACUGCAGUCCCAACCAGUCCAUGUCCUCCCUCCGAGUCCAGAGCCUUGGCAGCCAGGGCCCCCUGCACAUCUGGGUGGAGAGCCCCUGUGCUUGUCCAAACGCCUGCGCUGUGGGGGACCUGGAUCUGGGCACCAUCUUCCUCAUCAUCCUCUCACUCAGUGCAGCUGCAUACUUCAUCCUUGGCUCCUGCGCUCUCCGAUCGUUCCAGAGCAGCAGUGGGAUGCAGAUCUCUCCAGAGCGAAGCGUGUGGUGCAUGAUCUGCUACUUCUGCAGCGAGACGCAACCAACAGCACGCUCUCAGUCAACUCUGCGCCUGGGCUGAAGAGGAUCAGAAGAGUCAGCAGAGUUUAGGUUGUUUUGUAAAAGGCUUCAGUCAAUGAUCAUCAGUGGUGAUGAUGUUUGACUCGUGCAUUAUGCAGUAAAACGAGAUUUUAAAACGUAACCAAAGCAGAAACAGUUAAAAUGCUGGGAUUCUGGGGUUGGGGGGUGAAGGACGACACUCAGCAGGAGCCAACCCUCAACCCCCACACACUGUUUGGUUGCUCUGUUGGUUGUAGUGGUGGGAACUGGUCAGUUGUGUGUGUGUGUGUUGUUUCAGCCCCUUUUGGGGUGGGCAGCUGUGGGGGUUUGAAGGUUUGGGUGCACCUGCUAGACUGGUCCUGUAUGGGUCUGUGGCCCUGAUUCCAGAACCUGGACUGAUCUUCACUGGGGGGAGGAGACAGUGGGUUGGAUUUAGAGGGAUCUGAUUGGACCACAGGUUUCUGCCCCCAUGUCUCGCUGUUGGAGGCAUGGCUGCCCUAUGAGGGGUUCUGGUCCCUGUCCGCAUGGCACUGCCACAUUUCUUUUCCUCCUAACAAAUUAGUUUGUUUCUCAGUUGAAUUGUUUUUUCUAAAUAUUACACAUGAAGAAAAGCUUUGAAAUUAUAAAUCAUUUUAUCACAAAACCCUGGUAUUUAAUAGAGUCGAGCAGAUUUUUGAAAACCACCAUGAUCUGAAAAUCUGUAUUAAACACUAAAGAAAAAAAAUAGUUUCUUUGGCUUGUUUUAAUUUGACCUCAGAUAAUGUAAGAAAACAAAGCCGAGCAGAAAACAAACGACUUUCUGAUUGGUUUAAAUAGUAGCGGGCUUUGGGCCAGCCUCCUGCUCCCCCGGCGUCUCAUUCUUUGUGACUAAUUAGUGGUUAUAACUUUACCUCCAUCUCGUCUCUCUGUGUGGUCCCAACUUGCCUUGGCAGCUGUCUUUUAUUAUGAAACAAAUACAGAACACCUGUUCCACUUAGGAAGUUAUUUGUGUGGCAUUAGUGCAUGGCUUGUCCCAAACUCCCUCAUCAUGUUGACCGUUUUGGUACAGGAACAUUUCUUCUGCUGGGGCUGUUGGGCCUUCUUCACCAGAAGCGUACUGGUUGGAGUCUGGCUGAUCAGUGUGGAGGCUGUUUGGGACCAGCAGCAGUGUUGAUUCAUGUGGAGGUAUUGCGGAGGUGAACUGGCUCAAUCUGUUAUCUGCCCUGUGCCUUGUUGUUUCUGCUGUGAUGUCAGAGGGGCCCACGGCCGGCCUCUGCUGGUAUGUGAUGCCUGAACGUCGUUUGGUUUCGACCUCGCAUUCUUCAGGUCUGCAGAAAACGCAGCUAGAUGCCACACGGAACAGUAGCACCUAGCUGCGAUGAGGUCAACUCAUUAAAUGCAUCUCAGCUGUUUCCUUCCAGUACUGACGCUGAGCACUGCCUUGUUUAAAGGGGCGGGAUCAUGUAAAAUCAACUUUAUUGAGCUUUAAUCAUGUCAUAAUGUUAUUUCCUCAACAUAGACAUACCUGGAGUGUUGCCUUGAUUCUGUCAUGCGUGUUUGAGAAAUCCGUGAAUCUCCAUGACAACCAUUCAGCUGUGCAAAACACCUGGGUGGACCUAGCCCCGCCUUCACGGUGACAUCUCCUGUGCUCCUUCCAAGCACCCCUCCCUUCAUGGCUCUGCCACUCAGCUCCUUCAGACUAGCCAGCAGUAAUUAGCAAACCCCUGGUGGAACUGUGAAUCUCCUGGGCUCAUUAUUGGAUGACUUAAAAAAAAAAAAGAAUCUCCUAUAGCUGAAAAGUUACUUGUAAGUUACUUUCGUCUCAUUUAAAGUGCAUUAAGAUAUUUAAGUUAGUAAGAUUUGUGUUUUUGAAGUGUAAAAUCUCGAGUCUUUUGUGAUAUGAAGUUAACUCCAAAGCCAUCAAGCUUUUGUUUUGGGUCUGACUUAUUGGUUUUCUGCAUGUUAAAUACAUGACCUUAGGUCAUAAAUCACCUACCAUACAUUUUCCAGGGACUUUAUGUCUAAGUUCGUCUUUUAUUGACUGUGCAGUUUUAGCCCAAACCCCAAUUCACACCCAGAGCCCCCCUUGCCCCCCAUCUCCAUCCUUAGCUGUUUCUGCUCAGAUAUUUCACUGAAUUCUUUUGCACAGAACACGGUGUAACUUCAUCCUCGUGGACCUUUGUGUUGCACGCCGUGAUUCCAUGGAUAUACAAUAACAGAUCCCUGUCAGACCCAGUGGGCAUGCUUUCUCAUGCGCUGCAGUUGUUCUAAUUGCUUGGGAAAAUAGCUUUUGUCUCCCCACCCUCCAACUGGGAUCAUUCUGUGCAGGAUAGGAGAGUAAAACACGUCAAAUCUGACAAAGAAACAUUUAAUAAAAGUGAUGCAGGUGGCUAUGUUUGCAUGACCUGGAGCAGCGCCUGCACAUUUUUAACACCCUUCAUGACCCUCGCCUCACGUCCUCAGCAUUCUGCUCAUUCUCAUCACAUAGUUGCUGAAGGGAGAUACAGAUCCAGUCUCCAAACCUGUGCGGAGCCACAAUGUUCUAAACUAAACCCAAUCCUUGUCAUCACAGGGAAUUAUGGCUAUUUCUGAAGGCAAAAUGAAUUUAGUCAAAUUCAUUACCGAGAUGUAAUUUAGCAUUUGCCAACAAGCAUUACUAGCCAGAACUGGAUGAUGGAAUGAAAACAAACAAUCUGAACAACUGAUUACAGCUUAUCACCAAAGUUGUGAUCACGCAAAACCGCUACAAGGGAGAAAACAAAAAACAAAAAACUGUCAGGAAAGCCAAUCUGCGUAAUAAGCAAAGAAUGCAAAACCCAGAAACGUUCAUGUCAACUGGCAGUGAAAUUUUGUUUGAAUCAUCACAAACAAGCACAGCUGUUCCCGCCCAAAGCCAGAAGAAAACUCAAAUGUGCACAUUGUCUGGACCCAAUUAGAGAGACUUGCUGGCACUUGGAAGCUGUUAUGUUUGCUUGAAUGCUGAUUCAAAUUUCCUUUCAAGUGGUUAGCAGUGAGAAUAAACUGUCAUAUUUCAGCACCACACAGAAAGAUCUGUGGUGGCUCCGCUUCAGAUGAUCCCUAACUGAGGUUUCUGACUGUUCCUCAUGUUAAUCAAAGCAGGCUCAGGUUCUUUAGUCUAUACUGCGGGUCUCAGAGUAGAGACAAGAGAGGAGUCAGUUAUUUCGGCAUCUGAUUAAAUGCUUCCUUUAGGAAAUUUUACAGACAUGUCAGCCUGGGAGGACAAUCUGGGUGUAGUGAUGGACUCUGAUCUGAACCUUCAGACACAUAGAGACAGUUACAAAGUCGACCUUCGAUCAUCUCAAGAACAUUUCCAGGACUAAAGAACUUAUUUCCCAGCAAGAUCUGGAGAAACUCAUUCAUGCAUUUAUCUUUAGUCGCAUUGAUUACUGCAACAGUGUUUUCACAGGUCUGCCUAAAAAAAGAAAAUCAAUCCUCCAGCUGCAGCUGAUCCAGAACGCAGCUGCUGCUGGCAUUCUCACUAAAACCAGGAAGAUAGAGCACAUCACCCAGUUCUAAAGUCCUUCACUGAGAGAAUACUGCUGACAGUUUAUAAAUCACUAAAUGACAUAGCACCACAAUACAUAAAGCUCUGCUGUUGUCGUCUCAACCUUCCAGACCUCUCUGGUCUUCUGGUUUUGGGAUGCAGACCAGAAAUAGAACCAAACAUGGAGAAGCAGCAUUCAGCUUCUAUUCACCACAAAUCUGGAACAAGUGUCCAGAAAACUGAAAACAGCCGAAACCCUGAGUUACUUUAAAUCCAGAAUAAAAACCCACCUGAUCGGAGCUGCUUUUGCUUCCUAGUAACCAGAUCAUUGAUCAGAGCAUUUGAUGUAUAUUUGCUUGAUGAUGGCUUUGGACAAAAUGUAAUGUUUAUUGCUUGUUUCAUAAGUUGUGUACUUACUGAAUGUGCUGUACUAGAAAACUUGACUACAUUUCCCUUCAGAUCUGAGAAAGCCUUGGAAUGCCAGAGGGAGGAGAAGACGGAGGGAGGGAUAAAAGAACGGUGGGUCGCUUGGCUUCACAGAACUUUGGCCUAGAACUUAGCAGAGCUGCACAGGUUUGAUUUGAACAUGCUUUAUCAAUUACUCACUUGCUGUGUGACUGACCGGAUCUCUCCAGUUUCUCCCAAGUGCAGCCCCACCUUCAUGGGCCUUUUCAACUUUCUUCCCCACACUGCGCCAGAGUGUAGAGAAGCUCUGCUUUCCAGCCUCCCUCUGUUGCACCUUUGCAGCAGAGGGCAGCAGAAUCUCUGCUCUGUAACACACUUUAUUCAUCUUAGGGAAAAAUAUUAAAUUUUCAUUGAGAUUAAUGACUAAAUGUAACUUAAAGGAAGGUAACAAACACCUCCAGAAAGAACUUUGAAGAAAAUUUCAAAUGAUGUCAAAUAGUAGAGUUGAGAGAUCAAAUGAAAAUAAAUGCACUCUGCUGAUGAUUAAUUAUUCAAAAUAGUUUUAACAAGUUUCUAUGUAAGGAAGCCCAGCAGGCUGCAUCCAGCCAUCGACCUGCAGUGUUCACUGCUCCUGGAUGAGAAUCUAGUGACAACUGGGUGACACUUUACUUGACAGGUUGUGAAUAAGACUGUCAUGACAUAAUAUGAGUAUUCAUGAAUAUUUAUGACUGUUGUCAUCAGGUGUCAUUUGGUAAAUCACGACUCUUUUAAUACAAAGUUAGACAUUGUAUUACUCUUAUUUUUAUCUGACGUUACGUAUUCUUCAUUGAAAUGCAUGCAGCUGUGCCAACAUCAGGCACUUCAUGUUGAUGCUGUGUGGGAAUUUAUUCGGUUUAGCAGAGUUUCAUCAUUGUGACAGACUUUUCUUAAUCUAGUCUAAAUUCAAUAAUUGGUAAUUUUGCAUCUAGUAAUUGGGUGUAUUUAUGUUUUUUUUGUGUCUCUUUUUAUUUCUUCCAACAUUCUUGUUCUAUAAAGUCACAUUCAGAGUUUCUUUUAAAAAAUACAUUUUAGUUCAGUUAGUCUUUUUAUUUUUAUUUUAUCUAUUUUUCAGGCUUUUAUUUAAUUUUAUUUUUUUUACUUUUUUUUAUAUAAACCACGUUUGUCCUCAACUUGAUCUUUGUUAGCACACUAGCGCUACUUUAUACCAAACUAACUUUUAGCUGCAUAAAAGAUAUGGUUUUAUGAGUAAAAAAAGAUGUUUGUAGUUAGUCAAAUCUCUUAAAUUGAUUAGCAGUACAUUUAAAUGUGUAUUUUUUCUCAUCUUGGAAAUGUGGCAAAGGUCACAGAAAAAGCUGUGUCUCGCUUUUUUGAAUAAAAUCAGUUUUCAAAAGUAAA